Molecule: messenger RNA, 1672 nt
Organism: Phycodurus eques (leafy seadragon)
Lineage: Eukaryota; Metazoa; Chordata; Actinopteri; Syngnathiformes; Syngnathidae
Exons: 7
Coding region: 224-1354 (376 amino acids)
Molecular function (GO): cell-cell adhesion mediator activity
Source: RefSeq, a predicted model, not a curated record
ACUGCAAUCUGGAGCUUCAGCCUGCUGCUGAACACUUGCGCUCACAAUUGGAAACACACACGUCGAGGGAAAAAGACUCUUUUGUACUCUGUGUGAUGUUAGGAAAUCACUGUUACAUGUGAUAUGUUGCUGAGGUAAACCCCCCCCCCCCCACCUCACCCCCCUCCACCCCAGCGUUGUCAGGACACAAGCAGAGAUCUUCAUCUUCCCUGUUAAAUGAGCAAUGAUGAUGAUGAUGAUCCGGGCCUCCUGUAGGAAAGGUCUGCAGGUGUGUUUGCUCCUUGUGCUGGUGGCAAAACUACAGGGUAAAGUAACAGCACCAGUGCGAGUGCAGGCCGACGUGGGGAAGGCCUUCACUUUGACGUGCGCCCUCUUGAAGGACAGAGGCGACGCUGUGCGGCACGUGCAAUGGCUGGACGUAAACAACCAGACGCUGCUCAGCUACCAGCCGGGCGACAGCGACAGUGUGAGCGGGCAGCAGCACGUGGAGCUCACACCCUCCUCGAAGGACACCUCGUCCGUCACCAUCCAGAGAGUGAGCUUCCGGGACGAGGGAUGCUACACGUGCAUCUUUGACAUGGUCCAAUCUGGUGCCAAACAAGGACGCACCUGUCUGACCGUCACUGCAUCAGUGACAGCAGACAGCAACAAGACGGCGGUGAGCGGGAAGAAGGCGUCCCUGUCGUGCUCUUACGGCUUGCCCGAGAAGGUGCAGCAGGUCAGCUGGCGCUACGCCUCGGCACCGGGGGCGCGCUCCUCGGACGUGGCCUCCUACGCCGAGAGGAGCGACCCCGCGAUCGAGCCCGCCUACGAGGGUAGGGUGUGGCUCAGCACCUCGCUGUCGGACAGCACGCUCACCAUCCAGCCGGUGGCCAUCCGGGACGAGGGCUGCUACACUUGCUUGUACAGCACGCGUGCGGACGGGCCAAAGAGCUCCACUGUGUGUCUCUCCACGUAUGCGCUGCCCAAACCUCAGGUGAGCUACAAGAGCACGUCGGCCGGCGUGAUCGAGGCCAACUGCAGCGCCGUGUCGCGCCCCCCCGUGGAGAUGGUGUGGAACGUGGAGCGGGACAACCGCACCAUGGGCCCGCCCGUCACCACGCUGCUGCCGCAGGACGACGGCACCACACUGGUGGUCAGCACCCUCACCCUCCGCUCCGGCCUGCUCAAGGACGUGUCCGUCAAGUGUUUGGUGCACCACAGGGGGCUCGAGGUCCCCAUCGCCGUAUCCAUGAACACCAAAAUCGGGACGGCCCUGGCCAUCCUCAUCUCAGUGACCACAGUGGCGGCUCUGCUGGUGCUGGCCCUCUGCUUCUGUCUCUGGAAGUGCUUCCUGCGCAAAGAAGCCGACUGAUGACUUCAGCGCCGCCUCACAGCAUCUCAUCAUCGAGGACCGACAUUUACACCUCCACAGGAUGUCAAUCACGAUCGUUGUUUUUAGGGGUCGCCGACCUUACGACAUUCAUCUUUACGUGUACGUCUGACUCCUUAGAAACGAUCAAAGUUAACCUUUUUGCUCGCUUGGGAUACACACAGUUGUAUUUUUGUCAGUCUAGCAGAGAACCAACAGGUUCAAGUUGGGCUGUGAUAUGUAUCCAUACAAAGAACACCUGUAAUCCAAAUAAAGACAAAACCAUGACAAUGUACCUUGUUACAUGACGGUGAUGCAAAG